This is a messenger RNA of Podarcis lilfordi (Lilford's wall lizard), 4387 nucleotides long. NCBI's taxonomy places the organism in Eukaryota, Metazoa, Chordata, Lepidosauria, Squamata, Lacertidae. The record is from the annotation of a GenBank genome assembly.
AUGGCUGAGGACUCAGUGGCUCCAAGGUAAGGCUGAAGACUUUGUGCUGGAUACAGGAACAGGCAGGAAGCCAAUGCAGGGUUUGAUUUAAGGAGGCGGGGUUUUCUACAAAGCUGCUCAGGCACAACCUUGAUUGGGUCAGCAAAGAGGAGCACCUGUUUUUGAAAAUCUGAAAGUGGGGUUUUCUACAAAGCUGCUCAGGUUCAUUUCCUCAUUUGCAUCCUGAAUUAGAAGAACCCUCUCCUGAAGUGGUCUAGUUUGUGGAAAUAUUGUAGCCAAAGAAGUUUUCUUUAGGAGUCAGGCAAUUGGGUAAGUGAUAUUGCAACUCUCUUAAGCUAUUAAUAUUACUUAUAUGUUUCCUAAACACGUUUACUUGGAAGUGAGGACCUCUGACUUCAAUGAGGGUUUCACCCCUGUAAAUGUGCUGCUGUCUUAGCUAUUGACCUUAACCUCUUUAAUGGGCUUUCUGUUAAAGGAAACAAGAUAGGAUUUACUAUUUAUUGAGACACAAAGGGGGAAGGGAGAUUUGUUUGGCUUAGUUUCACCUUUUCAGAUUAUAUUUCUUUUUGAGAGUUCUUGAUUAUAGCAAAUAAAGACACGCCCAUACCCUGACAACUAAUUAUCUUACUAAAUUGCAAAGGUUGCAGUCUUACCUGCAGUUGGGUGUAAGCCCCCAUGAACUGUGUUGUAAGACUGUAAAUUAAAUGGAGGCAUGGGGUGUGAGAAGCCUCGAAAAUAUGAGAACCAUAAGGCAAUAUACACCUUUUUUGGCACCAGUAUAAAUGGGUUAUUGUCUGCAAUGUUGGGUUUUGUAUGCCAGUCUAAACAAGGGGUGGUAUUCAGUGCUUGUCCUGCUCAGAGGAGAAUCAUUGAAGUUAAUAGACAUGCCUCACUUCAUUCAUGAAUUUCAGUGGGCCUUCUCCAAGUAGGACUUAGUUGAGUACAAUGCAAGAAGCAGAUUUCUAGGUCUGUGAUUGUGAGAGAGAAAAGCAAGGCAAAUAUGACCAACUAUAUUCAUCCCAAGCAAUGUGGUUCAAUACCGAGGGAAGAGUCAUGAGACUUGUUCAGCAGCAGAUACUGUGGGGUGUCUAGAAGAAAAAGGCUCUCAUUUUAGAGGGCUUGCUUUGCAUGCAGAAGGUCCCAGAUUCAGCUCCCAGCAUCUCCAAGCAGGGCUGGGAGAGGCUCCCUGCCUGAAACUGUGCAGAGCUGCUUCCAUUAGGAGCUCUAUUCUGCCAUAUACUAUGUCAAGUCAUUCCUAGAUGCGCCAAAUCGCCUGACUCUGUAUAUGGCAGCAUCUUGUGGGCAUGCUCAUUGAAGUGGAUCUUCCUUUCUGCUUUCAAGGUAUAAGCCAGACAUGUCGCCAAUUGCCGUGAAUGAGAUGAUGCAGCUUCUGGGCCGACUAUCUGAUAUAUGGGGAAUGAAGGCUGCCACCAAGCAACCCAAACGAGUUGCCCUUGCGGCAGGUUUGGGGGCCCUGUUUGGGGGCUUGUUGACCGGACCAGUUGGCAUUCCAGUAGGUAAGUAUGUGCUUCCUUAUGAACCGGAAAUCUCAGCGCAAAAUUGCCUUGCCUAUUUAAUUAAAGCGGUAGUGAAUGGGUAUGGAGGCAUACAUGUUAUGGUUAGCGCUGGGGAAGGGCCGUGGCUCAGUGGUAGAGCAUCUGCCUUGCAGGCAGAAGGUUCUUGGUUCAAUCCCUGGAAACUCCAGUUAGGGCUGCCCAAAGCCCUGGAGAGCUGCUGCCAAUCAAUGCAGAAGAUGAUACUGAGCAAGAUGGACUCAUGGUUUGACUUAGUAUAAGGCAGUUUCCUGUGUUCCUGUCCAGGAAGGAGUCUUAACUCCUUUCAUGGACAAUCACCCAGAAUUAAUGGCAGUCAAAGACCUGGUUCACACAUCACAGUGAGCCGAAACGAUUAUCUACUCCGAGUGCUGCUUGGUUUCUCCCUGGUCCUUUUAGCUUGGCAGCUAAGCCCUGCUCAGUGUGUUGUCCUAACCCAGGAUCAUGGUUCAUCUCUCUCUUCCUUACCCACAAUCUGUAGCUGCCCGUGGUUCAGAAGAAGAGUGUGCCACCAUGAUUCUGGGUUUGGACAACAUGCUACGCUAGGGCCAGGGAACCUUUUGUGCAAUGUCUUGUCCUUCUGAGGCUCUACAGAGCGAGAGCUGUAGCUCAGUGGUUGAGCACUUGCCAGACAGAGAGGCAGAGACGUCCCAUGUGCAAUAUCUAACAUUGGUGGUUGAAGUCUGUUGGGACUGGUAGAGCAGAAUGCAAGGCAAUCAACAGCAGGUGGAGACAAUGAAAUGUAGAGCCAUAGCAGGACUGGUUGAAAGAAAGGUGGAUAUUUGCUGGUGGGGCAGUGCCCCAUUCUCCCUAACGGGCCAGCCUCCACUGAUCCCCUUCUGUUAAUAGCCUAAUGGAUUGGCUACAGUAGAGUCCUAGUCAUGUAGACCACUUAGAGAAUCGUUUCUUCUUCUAAUUAAGCAGUAUAUAUAAAUCUUGCUAAUUUCUUUUUUUUAUGAGGAGUUAACUCUUAAGAGUCAAGUUUGGGGUAUAUAGACCCUCAAGGAGAUCAGUGUUAAAUAUGCUAAUGUCUCCUUCACUUUUAAGGAACAAACUUUGCAAAUGGAUGGACUGCUGAGGACCAGAUAGCUGUUAUUCCUGAAUUGCAGGGGGUUUGAGUAGAUGACCCCCUGGGUCCCUUCCAACUCUGCAAUUCUAUGCUUCUAUGACCUGGGCCAGUGGGAUGUGUAGGUCCCUGCUGGAAUUGGGGCAGCCUAAGAGUGAGGAACGCAGGUUAAACCAAAGAGCUUAGGACUUGCCGAUCAGAAGCUCGGCAGUUCGAAUCCCCACGACGGGGUGAGCUCCCGUUGUUCGGUCCCUGCUCCUGCCAACCUAGCAGUUCAAAAGCACAAAGUGCAAGUAGAUAAAUAGGUACCACUCCAGUGGGAAGGUAAACAGCGUUUCCGUGCACUGCUCUGGUUUGCCAGAAGCUGCUUAGUGAUGCUGGCCACAUGACCCGGAAGCUGUACACCGGCUCCCUCGGCCAAUAAAGCGAGAUGAGCGCCGCAACCCCAGAGUCGGUCACGACUGGACCUAAUGGUCAGGGGUCCCUUUACCUUUUAAGAGUGAGGAUCCUGGGGAGGGGAGAGAUGCUCCUUCAACCUGCUCUCUUGCCCCACCUCCUUCUCUGUCACCACUUGCCUCUCUACAGCUGUCAGAUCCUCUCUUUGACACUUGCACAAUGCCUGCUGCGCCCCCAGCCCCAGUGCCAUUGGACACUGGGAGGGGCCGGCCUCUCCAGAGAGGGGUGUUCAGUUGGUGUAGCCCACUUCUGAGGGGGGCAGAGACACCUCCCUCAUCACCUAGAUCCAGAAGGCACCAAAAGAGGAAAGAAUAGAUCAGGCAUAGGCAAACUCCGGCCCUCCAAAUGUUUGGGACUACAAUUCCCAUCAUCCCUAGCUAACAGGACCAGUGGUCAGGGAUGAUGGAAAUUGUAGUCUCAAAACAUCUGGAGGGCCAGAGUUUGCCUAUGCCUGGAAUAGAUGAAUCCACCUAAGUGAGAGAUUGCAGAAACGCUUGCUACACUAAGCUGAGCCUGCUUCAUUCCUAUAUAUAGGAUAGCAAGGGUGUGUGUCAGUAUCAGAGCAACAUUCAAAGCUUUGGGAGGCAGAUCACCUGCCCUUGUUGUAGAUGCAUGCAGAAUUAAUUAUGUGUAUUGCCCUGUAUUAGGUUAAGCUAGCGAUUUGCAUGUAUAUUGUGGUGAUCUAAACAUUAAAUCCUAUUGGAAGGCUCCUCCUUCAAGUCCUUGUUCCUCAGCAACUGGGAACCAGGACAGAAUCCUUGUAUGAAAUGAAACAUUCCAAGGCAGGGUCCUCUGGGCUCUGAUCUUCACCUAUACCAGAAGACAAAGGGGUGUGUGUUGUGUGUACCUGUGCAUGUGCAUGUGCAUGUGCAGCUGGGGCAACCCAGCCAGAUGGGCAGAAUAUUUAUUAUUAUUAUUAUUAAUGCAUAGAUGUACCAGAACUCUUGAAUCUGCAAAAGAUUUUCUGGAUUGGGCUGCAAAGCUUUCAAAGCAGGAUGGCUUACAAAACAAUAUUUUUCUCUGUGUGGCUUUUCUAGGGGGUACAGUUGGUGGCUUGGUCGGCUCCCAGAUGACAGCUGGACAAUUUAAGCCUGCCCGUCAGAUUAUUCGGGAAAUGCCUCCUGCGAAGCAGCAGCAACUGUACAAGAUAGCCUUUCGAGUCGUCCAGGACAUGGAGUGGCCGAACGUGGUGCAGCUCAUGAACCUGAUCAUGGAGGAUGUAGCCAUACAAGAGCAACUGAUUGGGGUGGUGAUGGACUAUCUCGCCAAUGAACUCAAAGCCGAAAUCAAGUUCGACAAAACGAAACCUUGA